Molecule: messenger RNA, 681 nt
Organism: Theileria equi strain WA
Lineage: Eukaryota; Apicomplexa; Aconoidasida; Piroplasmida; Theileriidae
Exons: 1
Coding region: 1-681 (226 amino acids)
Source: RefSeq, a predicted model, not a curated record
AUGGAACUUCAGAAUAAAAGAACUCGAAAUGUAUCAAGGAUACUUCUGGAAAACGAUCACGUUAGGACAAAAUCGCGGGGUCGGUCUGUUAGAUUGAGAGGCAGAAAACCAUCUACCAAAGCAACUAAAGCCUUGCAAUAUCCUAAACAGAAGAUCAAAAAUUUACUUAAGCCAAUUUUCUCCUCAAGGAUAUCGAAUUUGGAUAAAUUGUAUCCAAUAUCUACUGACAAAUCUUCUGAACAUAUUUCGGCUCAAUUUAACCAAAAAACUAAUGAAAAGGAAAAUGAUGACAACAUGUCAUCAUCCAGUUCAUCCUCUAAUUUCAAUGACGCGGCCUUGGAUUCUGAACAGGAUCACUUUAAUAACAUGAUUGCAUUGUCUACUGAAAACUCUGCAUUGCACAGACGAUAUGAAAGAGAACAUGCUGAUCGUUUACUUAAGUCAUUUGAAUCAGGACAUGAUACGACUUCUAAAUCGGAUUACGACAGGCCAUUUUGGCCAAACAACGCUGUUUCAAGUGAUUAUGGCAAAGAUAUUUCUCCUUGGAUCGAUCUUAUUAUGCCUGGAUAUUCACAGCCAUAUUGUACAAGAAUUAAUAUAAUAUCGCGAGAUGAAAAACAUUGCAGCGAUGGUUGCCCACUCUCUUAUUCCUUUGGAGUACGCUUUAUAUGUUCUAAUUGA